AGCAUCUUGCAAAGAGAAGGAAGGCUCAUGUUCACAUUACACACUCAGUACGAAGAUCCCAGAGAGAUUAUUGCUGUGCUGCAGUGUGAGGAGUUUGUGCUUGCAGGUGUGGAUUAUUUUAUCUGAGGGAUUUGGUACAAGAAUCAUUACACAAGUACAAAACAGUGCAGGAUAUUUUGGCAAAGCUUGGACUGAUUAUUUACUGGAUUAUGCUGUACUGAAAGGCCAUGAAAAGCUGGUGAGGAGUCACUCAUGUACUGAGCAUUUCUCAUUUCUUGUGGAUCUGAUUUCAUUCAUUGCAAAUCAAGCUGUAACUUGUCUACAUAUCUGGAGAAAAGGCAGAUGUUGCAUUGGUUUGCGGACCCUUUAAAGAGAGACUUGGCUGGCUGGUUGGUCAACCCACCUUAUUUAUUUACUGUACUGGACUUCAAUUUUGCGUUCUGCCUCAGCCCUUACUCAGCACCUGCUCUUUACUUAACCUCGCUCGAACGCUUCCAAACUCUGCUCUUCAAAGCAGUGGAAAAGUCUUAAGAGCUGUUUGUUUUCCUGUAAGCUGCUUCUGCAGUGCCAGAGGUUAUUGCUCUAUCUGUGCUCCCUUCAUAAGUAAACAGAAGAGAGUGUGGAAGAGGGAGAAGUGUGCAGGUUUAUUCCGUAGAUAACAGUGCAAGAGAAAGGAGGGACAGGGAGGGUGGGAGAGAUAAACGGAGGGACGCGGGUAAUAAACACUGAUCUCUCUUAAACAUCUCUGAUCGCUCAGGAAAACAGGUGAACUCAUUCAUGGACGGCUUCUGCUACGGGAACAUCUAGCGUUUGCCUUAAAGCUGAGUAAUUGGUGCCAUUGGGCAGCCCUGCGACUGUCCCAUCGUGGGCUGAGGUUGUCCAAACGCCUCGAGACAUUGAGGAAAGAGAGUCAUCAGAACACAGCAGGAAGUGAGAAGGAAAACAGCACCAAUGGAAGCAGGCCUCCUUAGCCGGGAUGUCCCGUCUGCACGUAGGGACAAACAGAAGCUCCUGGACCAGCAUGUGUCUCAAAAAUACAGCAGAGGGAGGGAAGGCAGCUGUGGCACUGGCUGCAGAACUACAGGUCGCCAGUGGCUUUUCCUGCUGGUGGUCUUCUUCCCCCUGUGUUUGUUUGUCUGUGUGUGUGGGCAGAAAGAGGUACAAUCAAGCUUCCGUAAGUUGAGUGGCCGAGAGAAAAAGGAGAUGCAGAGGGAGAUCCUUUCCAUCCUGGGGCUGCCCGGGCGGCCCCGGCCUCACCCGCCACUGCGACCCCCCUCCUCUGCCCCGCUCUUCAUGCUGGACCUGUACCACGCCGUGUCAGCUGAGGGGGAUGAGGGUCCAGGCCUGGGCUUGAACCAAGAGGGGGUCAUCCAUGCUGCACUUCCUACACUCAGUACACACACGCCUCCCCUCGGCACGGUGGUCAGCGAGGCAGACACGGUCAUGAGCUUCGUCAACCUAGUGGAGCACGAGAGAGACCUCCUCCAGCCUCGGCCCUACUGGAAAGAGUUCCGUUUUGAUCUGACGCCACUUCCACAGGGAGAGACGGUCACUGCCGCAGAGUUCCGCAUCUACAAAACCCUGACCAUGGGUCAGCGGGCAAACCGUACCCUCCACAUCUCUGUCUAUGAAAUCCAGAGGGAGAAAAGACACAGGGAGCCUGAGCUGGUCCUGUUAGACAUGCAGUCUGUUCCAGCAGGGCAGGAGGGCUGGCUGGCCUUCGAUGUGACAUCUGCCAGCAACCACUGGCUACUGCACCCACGAAGUAACCUAGGCAUCCGAUUGUAUGUGGAAACAGAAGAGGACCGCUCAUUGUCUGCGGGUUGGGUGGGUUUGAUUGGCCGCAGAGGCCCUCGCUCCAAACAGCCCUUUAUGGUGACAUUCUUCCGGGCCAGCCAGGCCCCUUGCCGCCCGCCUCGAGCUGUCAGACACAACAGCCCACGCAAGAAAAAAAACAAAUAUGAUCUGCCCCAUCCGAACAGACCUGGCAUAUUUGAUCAGCAUCAUGCAAACAGUGGGCGGCAGGCCUGUAAAAAGCAUGAGUUAUAUGUCAGCUUUAGUGACCUUGGCUGGAAGGAUUGGGUUUUGGCCCCUCCAGGUUACUCAGCAUAUUACUGUGAUGGGGAAUGUGACUAUCCUCUGGGCUCCUGUAUGAACGCUACUAAUCACGCCAUGAUCCAGCUUGUGGUCCAUCUUAUAAAGCCAGACGAGGUACCGAAGGCCUGCUGUGCGCCAACCAAGCUCAGUCCCAUCUCUGUGCUCUUUUAUGAUGACAACAACAAUGUAAUACUCAAGAAACAUCGGAACAUGGUGGUCAAGACCUGCGGCUGCCUGUAAACAAGUAUCAACGUUUUAUCCAGGCUGGGCCGGGCUGACAUUAUGCCCAACUGCACUACUUCUAGCAUACAACGUUAUUCUUUCAGGCAUGUCAUUAACCAGUUCUGUGACAUAGUUGCUCAGUUUGUCAUGCUGACAGAGGUAGGAAGUAUUUAUCCAUCAGUAAUUAAGGCCGGUGUUCGAUGCUAAAAGUGUUUUCUUUUUUCCACAAUUCUCCUCACAUUAAAUAAGCUGACCAUGUAUUAAUUAGACAAUACACAGACAUUGUAAUCAUCUGUAAUAAUAAUCAGGUGUUCCACUUUAAAUGAACAUAAGUCUGAUGUAAUAUAGCGGUUCUCGCUCCAUCACCCUGAGGAAAUCUAAUCAGUUAAUCAUCGCCAUCAUCAAUCACGCAUGAGAUGCAAUGCUGUCCAGUUUCUCAGCAGGAGGAUGCAUUGUGGCUGGUAUCUCAGUAAUUUGUACAUUUAUAACUAGGUGAAUAUGGUGCUGCUGAAGGAAAGUCUAACAUCAGGUGUGAGUGUGUGUUGUGUCUGAUUAUGAAUAUUCUGCUGGUGGAAUGUAAUAAGAAAUAGUCACAUGCUGAUAAUGCUGGAAACUGAAUUUUAAUGUGUAGCAAUUAAAACAACAACCUUACACAUGGAUGGAAACAUGGAUAGAAUACAUCAACAAAGAACAAACAGGAAAAGUAAUAAUUCUUAUCUAAUUACUUGCCUAAUAUCUGAGAAUGUAAGCUAAAAAUAAAAUGCAAAGUAAAAAGUUCUCUUUUAAUUUCUUUGAACUAAAACACGCUUUGAACUGGUCUGCCAAAAUGGAAUAAAUCAUGAUGAUCUCACUUUAACAACUA
Molecule: messenger RNA, 3181 nt
Organism: Colossoma macropomum (tambaqui)
Lineage: Eukaryota; Metazoa; Chordata; Actinopteri; Characiformes; Serrasalmidae
Gene: bmp8a
Product: bone morphogenetic protein 8a
Exons: 7
Coding region: 952-2337 (461 amino acids)
Biological process (GO): SMAD protein signal transduction
Cellular component (GO): extracellular region
Molecular function (GO): growth factor activity; cytokine activity
Source: RefSeq, a predicted model, not a curated record